Messenger RNA from Eremothecium cymbalariae DBVPG#7215, 480 nucleotides. It is a transcript of the gene TAF13, whose product is annotated as Taf13p. Lineage: Eukaryota; Fungi; Ascomycota; Saccharomycetes; Saccharomycetales; Saccharomycetaceae. The coding region runs from base 1 to 480 and encodes 159 amino acids. The transcript has a single exon. The record is from RefSeq and is a predicted model, not a curated record. Gene Ontology annotation, molecular function: protein heterodimerization activity. Gene Ontology annotation, biological process: RNA polymerase II preinitiation complex assembly; transcription by RNA polymerase II. Gene Ontology annotation, cellular component: transcription factor TFIID complex.
AUGUCGAGGAAAUUAAAGAAGACCAAUUUGUUUAGCAAAGAUAUUGCUUCGCUGUUAUAUGCAUAUGGAGAUAGCCCGCAGCCUCUUCCGGAGACUGUGCAGUGUGUGGAUGAGCUAGUGGUGGGUUAUCUGACGGACAUCUGCACGAGUGCUUACAAAUGCGCUCAAACGGUGCAUAGGACGAAGAUUAAGGUUGAAGAUUUUAGGUUUGUGUUACGAAAUGAUGCAGUGAAGUUGGGGCGGGCAGAGGAGCUGAUAGCGAUCAAUAAGGUGAUUGUGGACGCUAGAAAGCAGUUUGAUAAUUCAGAGGGGAAGUCUUUGAAGCGUGUGAAUAACAAGGAAGAGGAUCUAGAUGAUAUUCCGGAGGAAGACGGGGAGGAUCUUAGUGAUAUUAUCAGCAUGCGGAAUCCUGUUUCGCAGGGCAUCGUUACGAAGAAGGGGAAGAAGGCAAAGAAGAGAAAGACGUCAGGCAAAACAUGA